CGACAGUUCGUUCAUGUGUUACGUCAAAACUCAAGGUUGCAGCUGUGCGCAUGUUGUAUAAAAACUAAUUGGAAUCCAGUUAAAUAAAUUAGUCUCAGUAUUUAAUGCUGACUCGCGCGUUGCGGUAUUGUUCGAACUACCUUAACAAAAUGGUUCCUGAAGUAGUAUUCGUGUUGGGUGCUCCUGGUUCCGGCAAAGGAACGCAGUGUUCACUAAUUUCUAAAGAAUAUGAUUUUGUUCAUCUAUCCGCUGGCGAUUUGUUACGGGAGGAGCGCCAGAGGCCAGGAUCCGAAUACGGAGAGAUGAUAGAGGAAAAAAUUCGGAAUGGCGAGAUUGUGCCUGUAGAGGUUACGUGCUCCCUCAUCCACAAAGCUAUGCAGAACUCCGGCAAGCAGCGCUUCCUUGUUGACGGCUUCCCGCGCAACAAGGACAAUCUAGACGGCUGGGAGCGCGUCAUGUCCGACAAGACCAAGCUGCUGUUUGUACUGUUCUUCGAGUGCUCGCGAGAUAUCUGCACGGAGCGGUGCCUGGGGCGCGGCGCGGCGGGCAGCGGCCGCUCCGACGACAACCUGGAGAGCUUGCACAAGAGGUUCAACACCUAUGUGAAUGAUACCUUGCCGAUCAUCAACCACUUUGACGCCCUGGGCCUGGUGCGCAGGAUCAAUGCAGAGGUAUCCCCAACUGAUGUGUUCCAAGAUGUGAAAACUGCAUUUGAUAAUGUUGGAAUGCAGAGGAUAGCCAACUAAUUCAUUAAACAUAAGUAGGUCAAUCUUGAGCUGUGAAUAUUGCAGUUUAUUGCCCUGUCAUAGUAAUAUUGAUGUUAUUUAAUUAAACAAGUGAGCUUUAAAUGCUAAAUAACUGGCUAAUGAUAGAAACACACCAAAAUAUAUUUAAGCAAAGCUAUCCAGCUUUAUACUUUAAGGUUUAAUAUCAAAACUGAAUACUGCAGCGUAUGCAUCACACUUCAAGGUCUCAGGACUGUUUGCCAUAACAACAUUAAGUUUGACCUUCACAUGAAAAUAUACUUCAGUCAUAUCUGUACUAUUAAGAUAAAUGAAUUGCUGAAUAAUUGAGCAAUUAAAAUAAUAGUAGUAAUAUCUGCAUGUUGUUAGCAACCAAAAAUUAUGAUGAUAAAAUUUUCGAUAAAUAAAUUUUGAGCUGAAAUUAAUUGUAUUCUUAUUUUUUUUCGUAAUUAUGCAUAGUUUUUAAGUUUUUAGUUUAAUCAUUGAGCCAAAAUUUUCAAGUCAAGUCAAGUUACAAAUUCCAUUAAAUAAUUUCACAAUUGACUUGCUCUAGUAAAUGAUAAAGAUUAACGUUAUUUAUUGUAGCGUAGUGUUUAAUCAACUAAAUUAUGGAUGACACUGCAGUGACUAAAAAUAAUAAUUUGUCAUGUUCUUUUUAUCAGAUUGACAUUGAUAAAAUAAGUUUAUCGUAGUUUAAUAUUAUUUUUAUUUAUUUAUGUAUGUUUAUAGUAGCAAUACCUAUGCUAUGUAAUAAUUAUUGAUGUAGAUACUAUUUCAUUUUUAAUUACAUUUUCUGAAAACUUAUUCAAAUUGGAUUAGCAACUGUACUUAGAUGUGAUGCCUUAGCUUAGCAAGUUCAAUAGUAGUACAAAAGUUUAUUCUACAUAUACAUAAUAUUUGAAGCUGAAACAUAAAACAAGCAUUUUCUCUUGUAACUAUAAUAAGUAUUUAUAUUAAAGUGCAUUAUGUGUAACUGUAUGUCAAAGACACAUUCCUCAGUUUUGUCAUAACAUAGCUAGCCCAAUGUGAAGUGUAACACUUAGAUUGUUGUUAAAUAAGUAGACAAUGUGGAAGUGAAUACAAUAUUUAUUGUUUUA
This is a messenger RNA of Helicoverpa armigera (cotton bollworm), 1840 nucleotides long. RefSeq names its product UMP-CMP kinase (gene Dak1). Gene Ontology annotation, molecular function: UMP kinase activity; ATP binding. Gene Ontology annotation, biological process: CDP biosynthetic process; 'de novo' pyrimidine nucleobase biosynthetic process; UDP biosynthetic process. The record is from RefSeq and is a predicted model, not a curated record. Gene Ontology annotation, cellular component: cytoplasm; nucleus. The transcript has a single exon. NCBI's taxonomy places the organism in Eukaryota, Metazoa, Arthropoda, Insecta, Lepidoptera, Noctuidae. Bases 105 to 746 code for a protein of 213 amino acids.